Caenorhabditis briggsae is the source of this 2646-nucleotide messenger RNA. NCBI's taxonomy places the organism in Eukaryota, Metazoa, Nematoda, Chromadorea, Rhabditida, Rhabditidae. The record is from RefSeq and is a predicted model, not a curated record. The transcript has 6 exons. Bases 1 to 2646 code for a protein of 881 amino acids.
AUGAGGUGGCCGACGAACAUUUUUAUGAUAUUUUCUAUCUUAUUUUUGUCUGUAAAUGGUCAGCAGUACCAAAAUCAGAAUCAGCAGUCCAAUUAUGUUACGGUUAGCUGCUCUCAAGGAGCCGUACAAGGAAGGACCGUGGAUUUGGGAAAUGACCAAUCCCAACUCUAUUCUGGCCAAGCCAAGGCGUUCACCGGAAUUCCCUACUGCCAACCGCCCGUCGGAAAUCUGCGUCUCCAGCCGCCACAACCUCUGAAUCAAUUCAAUUCGACACUACAAGAUGCCACGUAUUACCGUCCAAAAUGUCCCCAACUGAAUGCCAAUGGGGCGACGAACGAGGAUUGUCUCUAUUUGAAUAUCUAUACACCACAGGUUGGAAACACCACUGCCAACCUUGCCGUUCUGGUCAUAAUCGAUGGUUCCAAUGGUUUCUCAACCGGAGGAUGUGACCAAAACCAGGAGAAAGGAAUCAUCUCAAAUCUGGUUCAACGCCAAAUCGUCGUCGUCACCCUACAGUACCGCAUUGGCGCAUUGGGAUUCUUCACCACAUACACACAAUCGGUUCAAUCGAAUUUAGGAAUGCUGGAUCAGGUGCAAGCUAUGAAAUGGAUCAAAACGGAAAUUGUGAACUUCGGAGGGAAUCCAAAUCAGAUUACUGUAGCUGGACAGGAUGAUGGAGCGUGUGCAGUGUCGGCACAUUGUUUAAGUCCUAUGAGUCAGAACCUCUUCAACCAAGCUAUCGUCCAAUCCGGCUCGGUCUACUCCUGCUACAACCCAACCCCAGCAGUCCCAACAAACCCAAACGUCCCAGUAACAACUCCCAGACCUUCCUACGACCAGCCAAACCAAGGAUACGGUAACGCCAACUACGGAUAUCAACCCGAGACAACAACUGCACGAAGCUCUUAUAAUUCUGCCAAUGCUCAAUACGACGAUCCCUCUCAGCAGUUGGCGGAAACCCUUUGUAACAUCUCCCCGGAUCAAUGGAACUCUGGACAGACUCAAAAUAUUCAGAAUUGCAUGAAAAACUACACCGUCGACUUUUUCGUCAAUCAACAGCCGGGAGGACCAAAUGCCACGUGGAUGAUUGUAAGGGACACUUCGUUCCUACCUGGGUCCAUUGACAGUCUGACACAGAAAAGACCGAAUAUCCCAAUUAUUAUUGGUACGGUACAGGAUGAGGAUGCUGAUUAUGCAUUUAAGCUGAUUAAUAGUGGAAAUGGAGGGAAUCCUGAGAACUUGGACAAUUGGAUUUUCGAUUUUGCCAGGAAAAAUAAGCUGAAUCAAAGUCAAACUGGACAGGUGCAGAAUAUAAUUGCUAAUAAUUAUCCUUUGGGAGGGAAUAAUCAGAAUCAAGCUAAUAAUCAAUAUCAAUAUGAUCAGCGGUCAGCUACACAGACCAAUAAUCAGUAUCAAGGAGCUAGCUACAUUAAACCGGGAAGCUACAGUAACCAACAGAAUACGCAAACUCAAGGAGGCUACAGUAACCAGAGAAAUCAGAACCAACAGAAUACACAAACUCAAUACGGUAAUCCAGGGAGCUACAGUAACCAGAACCAGCAGAAUACGCAAACCCAAGGAACGAGACAGUAUGAUCAAGGAGUCUACAGUAACCAAGGAAAUCAAAACCAGUACAGUAACCAGAAUCAAGGCUACAGUAACCAAGGAAACCAGAACCAACAGAACACUCAGAACCAGUACAGUAAUCCAGGAAGCUACAGUAACCAGCAGAACACGCAAACUCAAGGAGGGUACAGUAACCUAGGAAAUCAAAACCAGUACAGUAACCAGAACCAAGGCUACAGUAAUCCAGGAUCACAAACUUCGAACCAAUUCCAAAAUAAUGGAAUGUACACCAAUGUGACACAAUUCUCCAACGUUAAUAAUAACUAUCGUGGCAUUCCCGUCUACAGUAAUCCUGGAAAUUCUGGGAACUUCGGAAUGGUUCAAGGAAAUGGAAACGGUAUUACUGAUUAUUCACAACUCAAGACAAUUUCUCAGAUUGCUUCUGAUCAAUCCACCUCCCUUACAACGACUCAAAUCCAGUCCUACAUGCAAAAUGGAGCCAGACACGUCAGAAUUUAUCAAUUUACUCAUGUUUCGGAAGUUGGAAGGAAUACUGUACCCGAUACCGGAGCCAAUUGGAAGCGUAAGAUUCUGGGACCCUUAAAGUUUAAAAAGCCUGAAUUUCCAGCUGUAUUCAAAGGACAAGACAUGUUCUUCAUCACAAUGUCCGAAACCAUCUGGUCCAAUUCGAACUACACACCUCAAGAUCGUCAAGUUGCCAAUCAGAUGGGUCAGCAAUGGUCAGACUUCGUGAAGACUGGAAAUGUGGCAAAUUGGGAUACAACGAAUCAACAGAAUUAUAACUACUGUAAUCUGAAUUCACAACCCACACAACAGAUACAGUAUGCACCACAAGCGAGAAGGGUUUUCCAGGAUCAAGUAAAUCCAAUUUGUCAAACGGCACAAAACAACUACGCUCUAGCGAACAACCAAUCGCUACCGUAUCCAUCUGCUACACAGGGAACAUCACAAGUGUCGAGGACACCCGGAACCGCACAAGCCCAAUAUACGAGUGGAGCCAACGGUGGCUCGAAUUUCCACAUUUCAUUCCAAGUGAACAGUUUUCCGUUUAACGGUUAA